AUGGCCACAUCGUUGAUAACCUCACUGAUCCCAUCGUUGGACGAAGUGAUCUUGGACUACCUGGAAGGAUACCUUGACGAGGAUGAAGACCCGGUUGGAACGUUUGUCAAACCACUCUUGGAAUGCGAAGGGAUCAAGGAGAAUCAGAUCAACGAUGUAUGCAAUCGACUCAAUCAGAUCCUGGCAAACAAGCGCGAAAUUCAGAAGAGUGACCAGGAUGGGCCUAAAACCCUGGAUCAGGCUGUUCACAUGCGAUCCCAGGCGGCGAUGUCCAAGAGGGCCGAUGUAUGGAGAGAUCGACUGCUAGCAGAGGAAGCCGAACUGAAUGCUUUAUUAUCCGCACCCGAUCCACACGGUAACUCUGAUACUGCCGAAGCGCGAGCAGCAGUCAGAGAUCGAGAGCUUGCCACCAUACGACUCGGAGAAGUCCAUCAACUCUUGGUGGAUAUUGAUGCCGAAACAGGUCCAAGUCGAGCAGCAGAGUUGUUAGCGGGACUGGGGUUCUCGACUGAAGACCAGGCUCGGCCGACGAAGGCAUUCUCUGGAGGUUGGCGAAUGAGACUCAGUCUGGCAAGAGCACUGUUUUGCAGACCCGAUCUCCUACUUCUUGAUGAACCGUCGAACAAUUUGGAUCUUAAUGCUCUUGCUUGGCUUGAGGAUUAUCUCCAGACCUGGCCCGGAUCUUUGCUCGUGGUUUCUCACGACCGUGCUUUCUUGGACGAAAUCGCUACCGACAUCAUUCACCAACAUUCACAACGACUAGACUACUACAAGGGAAACUUCACUCAGUUCUAUGCAACCAAAUCUGAACGAGCCAAGAACCAACGUCGAGAAUAUGAAUCCCAACUCCAAUACAGACAACACUUACAAGCGUUUAUCGAUCGAUGGCGGUAUAAUGCUAAUCGGGCAGCCCAGGCCCAGAGUAAAAUCAAAAUUCUGGAGAAAUUGCCCGAGCUGGAACCUCCUGAGGAUGAUGAUGUCGUCCAUUUCAAGUUUGCGCCGACCGACAAGUUGACACCCCCUCUUCUCCAACUAGAGGACUGUUCAUUUGGCUAUUCUACUGACAAGCCAAUAUUGAAGCAUGUGAACAUUGAUGUGACGAUGGAAAGUAGGAUGGGGUUGAUUGGUCCUAACGGAGCAGGUAAAUCGACCCUACUCAAGUUACUCAUUGGGGAGCUUCAACCAAUCGAAGGCCGACAACACCGAAACAGCCGCCUGAGGAUCAGUUAUUUCUCGCAACAUCACGUGGACCAGCUGGAUUUGAAUCUAUCACCGGUCUCCUUUCUAGCCGCCCGAAUGCCCGGGAAAUCUGACCAAGAGUACCGUCAACAUCUCGGGAGUUUCGGACUGACGGGCCUGACGGGCUUGCAACAGAUCUCGACCCUGUCUGGAGGACAGAAGAGUCGAGUGGCCUUCGCCCUUCUUAGCUUGCAACAACCUCACAUCUUGGUCCUUGAUGAGCCGACCAAUCACUUGGAUAUCGAGGGGUUGGAUGCUCUCAUGGAUGCCCUUUCUAAAUGGAACGGUGGUGUCAUCGUUGUUUCUCACGACAGUCGAUUCAUUCAUAACGUCUGUAAAGAAUUAUGGGUCGUCGCUUCCCAAAAAGCUGAGAAAUUCGUUGGCGAUGUUAGCGCAUACAAAAGUCUCAUCGUUGCCAACCAGAAAACCAAACCGACCUGA
Molecule: messenger RNA, 1680 nt
Organism: Puccinia graminis f. sp. tritici CRL 75-36-700-3
Lineage: Eukaryota; Fungi; Basidiomycota; Pucciniomycetes; Pucciniales; Pucciniaceae
Product: ATP-binding cassette, sub-family F, member 3
Exons: 9
Coding region: 1-1680 (559 amino acids)
Molecular function (GO): ATP hydrolysis activity; ATP binding
Source: RefSeq, a predicted model, not a curated record